Molecule: messenger RNA, 2628 nt
Organism: Rosa chinensis
Lineage: Eukaryota; Viridiplantae; Streptophyta; Magnoliopsida; Rosales; Rosaceae
Product: histone-lysine N-methyltransferase, H3 lysine-9 specific SUVH1
Exons: 2
Coding region: 307-2439 (710 amino acids)
Cellular component (GO): nucleus
Molecular function (GO): protein binding; zinc ion binding; histone methyltransferase activity
Source: RefSeq, a predicted model, not a curated record
AAAACUGGGUAUAUUUUAAAAAGCUUUGUUGGUCCUGAGAGUAAAACACCGCAACUGUGCUAGUGCGCUGGCCUCUCUCUCUCUCUCUCUGAAACACUCCAAGGCAAGCCCAGAAAUCGAUGAGAGAGAAACAUGUCUAAAGCGGAAAAGGAAUUUGUGUGUCUGUGAUUAUAUGGUUGUGAAUUGAGAUUUAGAGAACCUACCAGGAUGUUUAAGACAAAAGAAAUGGGCUUUUUGGGUUUGUGGGGAAAGUGAGGAAACUCAAGAGUUUGUGUUGGUUUGUAGAAAAUUGAAGGGUUUGUAAUUAUGGAAUCUCUGAAUGGUAUUGAUAAGUCAAGGGUUUUGGAUGUUAAACCUCUGCGUACUUUGAUGCCGGUGUUCCCAACCGGCGCUCAGGCCCCUAACUUUGGCUGCAUGCCUCCCUUUGGGCAUACUCCUAAUGGGUUCUCUCCAUUUUUCCCAUUUAGUGCACCACCACAGGCCACUCAACAGUCACCUGAUCUCAAUCAUGUGAGUCCUCCCGGAAUGCAAACACCAGCUGGUCACAUGCCGGCUCCACUUCGGUCGUACAGAGCCCCGAACCCAUCUGGAGCACUGCCCCAUGACUUUCCGGAGGAUUCCAACGGAGACGGGGAGUCGUCAAUGGGUGGGACGGCCAAUGAAGAUGGGUAUUUUGAUGGUCAUAAGGACGUGGCUCCUCAUCGUGGUUCUAGUUCAUCUCGAAAGAAGACCAACAGAGCUAGUUCAUCUCGAAAGAAGGUUAAGAAAAGUGGAGAUGCUGAUGCAUUGAUCUUUGUUGGAAACAAAGGAUCGAGCGUGAACUUUGUUUCUUUGAUCAGUCCAGUUCAACUAGAAGAUGGUAACAGGGAGUUGGUUAAUUAUGUACUCGUGAAUUUUGAUGCACUCCGGAGAAGGAUCUGCCAGAUUGAAGAUACCAAGGAAAAGAACACCGACACCAUUAAGCGUGCAGAUUUAAAAGCUGGUAAUAUUGCAAUGACCAAAAAGGUUCGAACAAACAUGAGGAGGAGAAUUGGAGUUGUCCCUGGAGUUGAGAUUGGGGACAUUUUCUUUUUCAGAAUGGAAAUGUGUGUGGUGGGAUUACAUGCUCCAUCAAUGGCUGGUAUUGAUUACAUGACUCUCAAGGGUGAUUUGGAAAAAGAUCCCAUAGCCUUGAGCAUUGUUUCUUCAGGAGGCUACGAGGAUGAAACAGAUAGCAGCGAUGUCUUGAUAUAUAGUGGUCAGGGUGGGAAUACCAACAACAAAGAUAAGCAGGUGGCUGUCUCUGAUCAGAAGCUUGAAAGGGGUAAUCUUGCUCUUGAGAGAAGCUUGCAACGUGGCAAUGAAGUAAGAGUGAUUCGAGGGUUGAAAGAUGAUACUACUCUUAAUUCCAAGGUCUAUGUCUAUGAUGGCCUCUACAAAAUCCAAGAGUCAUGGACGGAGAGGGGAAAAUCUGGUGGCAAUAUGUUCAAGUACAAGUUAGUGAGGGUGCCUGGACAGCCUGAUGCCUUUUCAGUUCUGCAAACAAUCCGAAAGUGGAAGGACGGUUUAUCAUCGAGGGCUGGACUUGUUCUUCCAGACCUCACUUCAGGGGCUGAACGUAUACCUGUUUCCCUUGUAAAUGAAGUUGAUAAUGAAAAGGGGCCUGCUUAUUUCACGUAUUUCCCUUCGCUCAAGUAUUCUAAAUCUUUCACUUUAACACAGCCUUCUCUCGGUUGCAAAUGCCGUAGUGCAUGCCUCCCAGGUGAUAUGAAUUGCUCUUGCAUUCAGAAAAAUGAAGGUGAAUUUCCUUACACUGGUAAUGGGAUUCUAGUCAGCCGUAAACAGUUGGUGCAUGAAUGUGGUGCUACAUGUUCAUGCCCUCCUAACUGCAAAAACCGGGUAUCCCAAAGUGGUGUAAAAGUGCGCUUGGAAGUGUUUAGGACAAAGGAUAGGGGCUGGGGCCUACGGUCAUGGGAUUCUAUUCGUGCUGGUACUUUUAUUUGUGAGUAUGCUGGUGAAGUUAUAGAUGAAGUGAAAUUCAAAAAUAAAGGGGAUGAAGGUGAAACUGAUGACUAUAUUUUUGAUACAAGGCGCGAUUAUGACUCCUUUAAGUGGAAUUAUGAACCUGGCUUACUAGAUGAGGAUAGUCCUAAUGAUUCUGUUGAGGAUUAUAGCAUCCCAUAUCCCCUUAUCAUAAGUGCCAAGAAUGCUGGGAAUGUAGCUCGAUUCAUCAAUCACGGUUGUUCACCAAAUGUUUUUUGGCAACCAGUUCUAUAUGAACAGAACAAUCAGUCUUUUCUCCAUAUUGCUUUUUUUGCCAUCAGACACAUUCCCCCUUUGACAGAACUGACAUAUGAUUAUGGGAUUUCAAUGUCUGAUGAAGCGGCCAAUAACAAUGGCCUCCAUAGGAAAAAGAAAUGUUUGUGUGGAUCCUCAAAAUGCCGGGGUUAUUUUGGCUGAUGGUUUGUGUAGUUUCUACCAACAGAGGAGCAUGGUGCCAGCAAACUUGACACUGGUUAAAAUGUUUGGAAUCUUUCCCAUCUUUAUAUGUUUGUAUCUUUCAAUCUUUGAUUGUUUAGUUUGCAAUCUGCACCAUGUUUAUAUGUAUUGAAACUUAGCUUAACUUUUUGAUUUUGUUGUUGUAUCUUU